This is a messenger RNA of Symbiodinium necroappetens, 2187 nucleotides long. Lineage: Eukaryota; Dinophyceae; Suessiales; Symbiodiniaceae. The record is from the annotation of a GenBank genome assembly.
AUGCCGGUGAGUGAAAGAAUUGCCGCCCUGCACGAACGGGGUCUGCUCAGUGCUACAGAUGUUGCACAACUGGUCUCUGCCCAGCAUCAGCUCACGGUCAACGUCGCCGAUAAGAUGAUCGAAAAUGUGGUUGGUGUGUUUGGUCUGCCAAUGGGCGUGGCACUGAACUUUCUGAUCAACAACAAAGAUUAUGUUAUCCCGCUGGUGGUUGAAGAACCCUCAAUUGUUGCGGGUUUGUCCGGCGCCGCCCGUAUGGCAAGACUCGGGGGUGGUUAUACCGCAAGCGCUACCGACCCUAUUCUGAUCGGCCAGGUACAGGCAGUGUUAGACAACAACCCGGAACAGGCCAUGGCAACUUUGCUUGAACACAAAGCUGAAAUCCUUGCGCUGGCCAACAGUCUGCACCCGAAAAUGGUGGCGCGAGGAGGCGGCGCUAUGGAUAUCGAAGUAUUCCAUCACCACGCCGAACAGGACGGCCGACACAUGGUGGUGCUGCACCUGCUGGUGAAUACCUGUGAUGCCAUGGGCGCCAACCUGGUCAACACCAUGUGUGAAGGUAUUGCCGGCCUGGUGGAAAGCCUCACAGGUGGCAAAGUUUUUCUGCGCAUUUUGUCGAAUCUCACCGACCGCGCCAUUGCCACAGCCAAAGUGGUUAUUCCUACCGCCAAUCUGGAAGGCAAAGGUUUCAGUGGCGAGCAGGUUCGCGAUGGCAUCAUCCUCGCCAAUGACCUUGCGCUGGCCGAUCCCUACCGCGCAGCUACCCAUAAUAAAGGCAUCAUGAAUGGUGUCGAUGCUGUGGCCAUCGCCACCGGCAACGACUGGCGCGCCAUCGAAGCCGCUGCCCACGCCUACGCGGCGCGUAGCGGGCGAUAUAAAGGCCUGACCCGCUGGUACAAAAAUCCAGAAGGCGCGCUGGUUGGCGAAAUAGAGAUACCUAUGAAAGUGGGCACCGUAGGCGGAUCGUUAGAAAGCAAUCCGUCGGUCAAAAUCAAUCAUCGCCUGCUGGGUUCACCCGAUGCAACUGAACUGGCCUCUAUCAUGGGUACAAUUGGACUGGCACAGAAUUUUGCCGCCCUGCGUGCUCUAUCGACCAACGGCAUACAACAGAAUCACAUGAAUCUGCACGCUCGCAGUGUCGCCAGCAGUGCGGGUGUACCGGAUGAACAUUUUGAGAGUGUUGUUGAGGGCCUGAUUGAAUCCGGUGACAUAAAGGUCUGGAAAGCCCAGGAAAUUGCGAAGAACCUGUCACGCAGAAUAGCCCAGCCUGAGGCGGGCGAGCGCUACGCCGCAUGCGGUAAAAUUAUUCUGUUAGGAGAGCACGCGGUUGUUUAUGGCCGACCGGCCAUCGCACUGCCGAUACCACUGGCGGUAGAAGCCAUGGUGCGUCGCGAAGGCCAGGGUAUCAACAUUGUUAUUCCGCGCUGGGGACUGGAACAGCCGGUACACGCUAACACCCAGGGACUCAGCGGUAUUCUGGCGAAGAUUCUAAAAGACCUGGAUCUUGACCGGGAAAACAUGACAAUAGAGGUAUUCCCGCACAUUCCACGCGCCAUGGGAUUGGGCGGCUCCUCCGCUCUGGCAGUGGCUAUUCUGCGCGCGUUGGACGCUCAGUUUGAUCUCGGCAUGGACAACAGCCGGAUCAAUGAGCUGGCGUACGAGUGUGAGAAGGCCGCACAUGGCACACCUUCCGGCGUGGACAAUACCGUGGCCACCUACGGCACCCCACUGCGCUACCAGCAGGUCGACGGCAAGCCUAUUUUCCGCGACUUGCGCCUGACGGAGCCCCUGCAACUGGUGGUGGGCAUCACCGGCCGGGAGAGCUUAACGGCUGAUACGGUAGCCCAGGUGCGCAACGCCUGGACGCAACACCCAGAUCGGUACAACAGUAUUUUUGAUCAGAUUGGAUCGCUGACCGAAGCCGCUGAACAAGCACUGGAGCAAGGUAAAUUAGGGGAUCUCGGCGACCUGAUGAACCUCUGCCAUGGUUAUCUCAAUGCUCUGCAGCUGUCGACGCCGGAACUUGAAGAACUCAUUCAUAUUGCGCGUGCCAACGGGGCAUUGGGUGCAAAACUCACCGGCGGCGGGGGUGGCGGGUCUAUGAUCGCACUGUGUCCGGAUAACCCCGAUGCGGUUGCCCAGGCGAUGCAGGCUGCGGGCUACGAGACCCUCAGCGUUACCGUGGGUUAG